This is a messenger RNA of Asparagus officinalis (garden asparagus), 540 nucleotides long. RefSeq lists its product as uncharacterized. The transcript has a single exon. NCBI's taxonomy places the organism in Eukaryota, Viridiplantae, Streptophyta, Magnoliopsida, Asparagales, Asparagaceae. Bases 1 to 540 code for a protein of 179 amino acids. The record is from RefSeq and is a predicted model, not a curated record.
AUGGAUCCUUUCCUAAAUGAGUUUAGUCUAGAAGAGUUCCAACAACAAUGGGAAAUAGAAGAAAAAAUACUUGAUAGGCAGCGAGAACUUCUUAAAGAAUUGCAAAGGAGAAGCGAACAACCACGUAAGAGGAAAUCCAUACAUAGAGAUCAUCAUGCAGCGCAUGAGAGACUCAUGGCCGACUACUUUACCGAGUCAUGCACUUACACUGACGCUCAGUUCCGACGCAGGUAUCGAAUGAAAAGGCCUCUCUUUCCACGAAUUGUGGACUCUAUAUCAAAUUACGACGAUUACUUCACACAACGGCGCAAUAAUGCGGGCAAGCUUGGGUUAACGCCUAUACAGAAGUGUACGGCUGCUAUACGCAUGCUCGCAUAUGGAGUCGCAGCCGAUGCUUGUGAUGAGUACGUCAAGAUAGGAGAAUCCACUGCUAUCGAGUGUACUCGCAAGUUUUGCGAAGGGGUAAUAGCAUUGUUUCAAGAUGAAUACUUACGACGACCAAAUGUGGAAGACUUGCAGAGGUUGCUCCAAGUUGGAUAG